Cucurbita pepo subsp. pepo (vegetable marrow) is the source of this 2495-nucleotide messenger RNA. RefSeq names its product putative beta-D-xylosidase 5. Gene Ontology annotation, biological process: arabinan catabolic process; xylan catabolic process. Lineage: Eukaryota; Viridiplantae; Streptophyta; Magnoliopsida; Cucurbitales; Cucurbitaceae. The record is from RefSeq and is a predicted model, not a curated record. Gene Ontology annotation, molecular function: xylan 1,4-beta-xylosidase activity; alpha-L-arabinofuranosidase activity.
UGGCUCAAUCAUCAAUUCUCAUUGUUUCAGUUUUUGUGUUCUUUAUUUUGUCUACUAGUGCUAGACGCUUUCCUAGAAGAACACUCCUUGAUGAUUCUUCCUCUAUGAGCAACUUCACUUUUGUCUGUGAUCCAUCUCGAUAUGUCAAUCUUGGGUUAGAUAUUUCUUCAUUUCGCUUUUGUAAUUCAUCCCUCUCUUUUCCGGAGAGGUCUAAGGAUCUAGUAGAUAGAAUGACAUUAUCUGAGAAAGUUGCUCAACUUGGCCACCGUGCCCUUGGAGUUGCUCGCCUCGGUUUGCCACCGUACAAUUGGUGGUCAGAGGCUCUUCAUGGCGUCUCCAAUGUUGGCCCUGGUACUCGAUUUGAUGAUGUUGUGCCAGGUGCCACUAGCUUCCCCAAUGUCAUUUCCAUGGCAGCAUCAUUCAGUGAAGCUAUGUGGAAAACAAUCGGUCAAGUGGUUUCAACGGAAGCAAGAGCUAUGUAUAAUCUUGGGAGGGCUGGAUUGACAUAUUGGAGUCCAAAUGUAAAUGUAGUUCGAGAUCCAAGAUGGGGACGAACCUUGGAAACACCCGGCGAGGACCCUUUUGUGGUUGGCAAAUAUGCAGUGAACUAUGUUAGAGGUCUCCAAGACGUGGAAGGAACUGAAAAUGCCACUGAUUUGAACUCUAGGCCUCUCAAGGUUUCUUCUUGUUGCAAGCACUAUGCUGCCUAUGAUGUCGACAAUUGGCUCGGGGUCGAACGCUACACUUUUGAUGCUAAGGUGACCGAACAAGACAUGUUGGAGACAUUCCUUAAGCCAUUUGAGAUGUGCGUUAAGGAAGGAGAUGUCAGCAGUGUGAUGUGUUCUUACAACAAAGUUCAUGGCCUUCCAACUUGUGCUGAUCCGGCUCUCUUGAAGGACACCAUUAGAGGCGAUUGGGACCUUCAUGGAUACAUUGUUUCAGACUGCGACUCAAUUGAGGUUAUGGUUGAUCAUCAACAUUUUCUGCAAGAUACAAAUGAAGAUGCUGUUGCUCAAACUCUCAAAGCAGGGUUGGAUUUGGAUUGUGGUCAAUUUUACCCAAAUUUCACAGAAGACUCAGUAAGGCAAGGGAAAGUUGGAGUGAAGAACAUUGACAAGUCUCUAAACUAUCUCUACGUUGUUCUAAUGAGACUUGGAUUCUUCGAUGGAAGCCCUGAGUUCCAAUCACUUGGAAGCAGAGAUAUUUGCAAUGAUGAACACAUUGAAUUGGCCACUGAAUCUGCCAGACAAGGAAUGGUUCUUCUCAAGAAUGAUAAUGACACUUUGCCUCUUGAUACUUCUACUAUCAAAACUCUGGCUGUUGUUGGACCCCAUGCCAAUGCUACCUCUGUCAUGCUUGGAAAUUAUGCAGGAGUGCCAUGCCGAGUGAAAUCUCCAAUUGAUGGGCUAUCAGGAUAUGCAAAAGUGAACUACCAAAUGGGUUGUGAGAAUGUUGCUUGCAGAAACGAUACCUUCAUAUUUGGAGCCAUGGAUGCCGCCAAGAAUUCUGAUGCAACCGUGAUUCUUGGGGGUAUUGACUUGUCCAUUGAAGCUGAGAGCUUGGACAGAGUUGAUCUUCUUCUUCCUGGUUUCCAAACUCAGCUCAUCCAACAAGUUGCAGCUGUCUCUAAGGGCCCUGUUGUUCUUGUCAUCAUGUCGGCGGGUGGCAUCGACAUCUCUUUCGCUAAGAAUAGUCCCAACAUCAAAGCUAUUGUCUGGGCUGGUUAUCCCGGCGAAGAGGGCGGCCGCGCCAUUGCCGAUGUUAUCUUUGGAAAAUUCAACCCAGGAGGAAGAUUACCGGUAACAUGGUAUGAAGCCGACUACGUCAACCAGCUACCAAUGACAUCGAUGCCUCUCCGGCCAGUGAAAAGCCUUGGCUAUCCAGGAAGAACCUACAAAUUCUACGACGGCACUGUCGUCUACCCCUUCGGCUACGGCCUCAGCUACACCUCUUUCACCCAUACUCUAGUCUCCGCCAGCCGAUCCCUCGCCGUCAAUCUCGACAAAACAAUCCAAUGCCGCGACAUGUCCUAUGAGGACACUGCCUUCAAGCCCGACUGCGCCGCCGUCCUCGUCGACGACCUAACUUGCUCCGAAGAGUUCGAGUUUGAAAUCAAAGUCGAGAACACCGGCAAAAAGGACGGUAGCCAGGUUGUGAUCGUGUACUCGAAACCACCGAGCGGAAUUUCUUCGACUCAUAUCAAGCAGGUGGUUGGGUUCCAGAGGGUGUUUGUGGAUGCUGGGGGGAAUGAAUCGGUGAAAUUUAAGUUGAAUGCUUGUAAGAGCUUGGGGCUAAUUGAUUUCAGUGGCUACAAUCUGCUGCCGGCGGGUGGGCACACCAUUGUGGUGGGAGAUGGAGAUGUUUCUUUCCCUGUGCAGCUUAGCUUCCAUGGGAAUUAAGGUUGUGUUUGUCCUUUGUGGGUAUUGUUUAUGGAUUUCGUAGGGUUAUCUGUAGGGUGCAGGGUAGGUUUAAAGUCUUCUUGUGUAGGGAGAUAA